CGGGGUCAAAGUUCGCCAAUAACGGAGCGGAUCGCACAACGGCAAUUCUCGUCCUCGUGUAAACUCGAGCUUUGCGUAACUCUGGAAUCGCGAUUGGGAGGAAUACGAAAUGUCGGGCGCGACGCGCGACGCGCGACGUUUCGCCCCAACAGAUUUCCGCGGCGGAAGAGAUUCCUCCCUCUGGCUCUCUCCCUAACACGCUUCGUUCACUCGACGCGCCUCUAAUCUCGCCGCGAUAACAACGUCUUUCCAAGUGAUUUCUCGUAGAAAGCAGUAGUGUGUCGUUGACCAUCGCUGCGGCCGCUCUACCUCGGUGACGAUCAGUCUCGUCUCUCCUCCUCUUUCAUUUCGCUCGUCUCUCUUUUCGUUUAUUUUUUUCUCCUCUGCUCCGGUCCAAUCUGAUAGAAAAAAAAUCAGCAAACAAGUCAGAUCACUAUUUGACGUUACAUUGACAUUUUUCUCCGACUAACGGAUACAUUCAUAACGCUCAAUCGAACACUGACGUUUUUUUUUUUUUUUUUUUUUGCUCUUUUCCCAUGUAUUCCGUUGUGCCAGGUGAACGACCUUUUCACGCGCGGUCUGGCUGAUUGUUGAUGUAUCUCGGAAUAAUAGAUAACUGUUAGACAUUCUUAAUCGUCUGCAAGUGACAGAGUUUUGAUAAAAAAAAAAAAAACUUUUGAAAAUUAAUAAAAGAAAAAGAGAGGGAGAUAGGCUGGAUUAAUCGUGCUCCAAAGAAGAUAUCCGAGAACCGCCAUGUACUCGAUUCUGGUACUAACGAGAUCCGCUCGGCUCGGUAACACGCCACAAAGACUGACCUCGUCGUUCAUGGGAUCGCGGCUUCCGCAGCUAACAAGUAAUGGCGUGUCACAAGGGUACGUGCGGAGGGAACUGCAAACGUCGGAGAAACCAGGAAGGCAACAGACUUUUACGGAGCGCAGCGAGUUGCAAUACGCUCGUCGACUAGUAAUCAAACUUGGCAGUGCCGUUAUAACGAGAGAAGAUGAACACGGUCUGGCUCUGGGACGUCUGGCGUCUAUCGUCGAACAGGUAGCCGAAUGUCAGAUCGACGGCCGCGAAUGCAUCAUGGUAACAAGCGGGGCGGUCGCCUUUGGCAAGCAGAAGCUCACUCAAGAACUUUUAAUGUCCAUGUCGAUGAGAGAGACUCUGAGCCCUACGGAUCACACACGGGAACACGCAGGAACUAUGUUGGAACCUAGAGCAGCCGCCGCGGUGGGUCAGUCUGGCCUUAUGUCCCUGUACGAUGCGAUGUUCGCCCAGUAUGGAGUCAAGAUCGCCCAGGUGCUGGUGACCAAGCCCGAUUUUUAUAACGAGGAGACGCGGAAGAAUCUCUUCAGCACAUUAAGCGAACUGAUCAGCUUAAACAUCGUGCCAAUCAUUAACACGAACGAUGCGGUGUCUCCGCCACCACACGUCGACGAGGAAGUUGCCGGCGGUGGCGGCAGACGAGGAAUAUCUCUUAAGGACAACGAUUCCCUGGCAGCCAUGCUGGCAGCUGAGGUCCAAGCAGACUUGCUGGUCCUAAUGAGCGAUGUUGACGGAAUCUACAAUCUUCCACCUUGGCAGGAUGGCGCGAAGAUGUUGCACACCUUUAGUUCCGAUCUGCGGGGUACCAUCAAGUUUGGGCAGAAGUCAAAAGUAGGCACAGGCGGCAUGGACUCGAAGGUCAACGCUGCUCUCUGGGCGAUGGAUCGUGGCGUUGCGGUAGUCAUUUGUAACGGCACACAAGAGAAGGCUAUUAAGAGCAUCAUGUCGGGCAGAAAGAUUGGAACAUUCUUCACGCAGGCUACCGGCUCGUCCACCCCUGUCGAGGUGGUCGCUGAAAAUGCCCGCGUCGGCAGUAGACUGCUACAGGCGUUACGACCAGAGGAACGAGCCGAGUGCAUCAAAAUCCUUGCAAACUUACUCGAGUCCAGACAGUCCGAAAUUCUUGCGGCAAACUCGCUGGAUCUGGAGGCCGCGAGUAAGAAAAAUCUGGCAAAGGCUUUGCUAUCGCGUCUGUCUCUAACGCCGGCAAAACUCAAAUCCUUAAGUUCCGGCCUGCAUCAGAUCGCGGACGAUUCAUUGAACAAUGUAGGUCGCGUACUUCGUAGGACCAGAUUGGCCACAGAUUUGGAAUUGGAGCAGAUAACGGUGCCCAUCGGAGUGUUGUUGGUGAUUUUCGAAUCGAGGCCAGAUAGCUUGCCUCAGGUAGCCGCUCUAGCCAUGUCCAGCGCCAACGGACUUCUCCUGAAGGGUGGUAAGGAAGCUUCCCACAGCAACAAGUACCUGAUGGUGCUCGUGAAGGAAGCGUUGGAAAAAUUCGGCGCCUCGAACGCUAUUUCGCUUGUGUCUACGAGGGAAGAUGUGGGCGAUCUUCUCUCGAUGGAGAAGCAUAUAGAUCUCAUCAUCCCUCGCGGCAGUUCGGACUUGGUUCGCACGAUUCAGGAGCAAUCUAAGCACAUACCCGUCUUGGGACAUGCCGAAGGUAUCUGCCAUGUUUACAUCGACAAGGAUGCGGAUGUAGCAAAGGCCAUGAGAAUUAUCAGAGACUCCAAGUGCGAUUAUCCCGCCGCGUGCAAUGCUAUGGAGACGUUAUUGAUACACGAAAGUCUUUUGAAUGGCAGCUUCUUUAGCGACGUUUGCAGCAUACUGCAUAAAGAAGGGGUGAAAAUCAAUUCCGGUCCAAAACUGAGAGAAUUAUUAACUUUCGGUCCGCCUCCCGCCAAAAGCAUGCGAAUAGAAUAUGGUGCACUCGAAUGCACCAUAGAGGUAGUUUCGGACGUCGACGAUGCCAUUAGCCACAUUUAUAAAUAUGGUAGUAGCCAUACCGACGUUAUUGUCACUGAGCAAACUAGCACAGCGGCGCAUUUCCAGAGGGAGGUAGACAGCGCGUGUGUCUUCCAUAACGCCAGCACCAGAUUUGCAGAUGGCUACAGAUUCGGUCUUGGAGCGGAGGUUGGUAUUUCCACAACACGUAUCCACGCACGUGGUCCGGUAGGAGUCGAUGGACUAUUAACGACAAAAUGGAUUUUGAAAGGCGAUGGACACGCGGCCGCAGACUUCGCUGAAGGAGGCAGCCGAACCUGGCUGCAUCAACCUUUACCUCUCACAGAAUCAUCGUAAAUCAAUUGUGUCAAACUUUUGUGAUCUUGGGAUAAUUAGAAUCGUUUAUAAAAUAAUACGAAUACGGUUCUUUAAAGAAAAAGCAUGAUAUCAGACAUUGGGAAAUAUAGAUGGAAACAAGGCAUGAAAGACUAUAAAUUAGAUAAAAUACUAGUUUAUCUCAUCAUUCUUGAUAUAUAUACAUAUCGAAUCAAAAUUUAAAAUUGUAACUACAUAAUCAAUUCAUUGACAAAAAAAAUUUUUAUAAAAUUUUCAUAUUUAUGGAAUGGAAUAUAUCGGUCUCAUAGCUGUAUGAUAUAUAGCUGUGAUACUAUUUUAUAGAAGGACGGUCCGAUAAGUACUUAGCCUCACCGCCCGAUGGUGCCAGUAGCGCAAGAGAGAUUUAUUAUCGUGUAGUACAUUCUCGUAGACGGCUACUGUCAAAAUUUCAGCCGAAUCGGACUCGUAGUUUUGUUUUGACUGCAU
Molecule: messenger RNA, 3588 nt
Organism: Solenopsis invicta (red fire ant)
Lineage: Eukaryota; Metazoa; Arthropoda; Insecta; Hymenoptera; Formicidae
Gene: P5CS
Product: delta-1-pyrroline-5-carboxylate synthase
Exons: 6
Coding region: 754-3123 (789 amino acids)
Cellular component (GO): cytoplasm; mitochondrion
Molecular function (GO): ATP binding; glutamate 5-kinase activity; glutamate-5-semialdehyde dehydrogenase (NADP+) activity
Source: RefSeq, a predicted model, not a curated record